AUAUAUUCAGUUCCAUUUGUGUAUUCAAGAUGUUGGUGGAAGCCGCGAUAUUGUUAGCCAGUUUGGUUUUACUCGCAACUUUAUUCGUGAAGUACAAAUACGGAUACUGGAAGAGAAGAAAUGUGCCUUAUUUGGAACCAACGUUUCCCAUUGGAAAUAAUACGAGCUUCUUGCCGAAAGGAAUAUCAAUUGGAAUAAUAUCUAAUUAUUUCUAUAAUGAAUUCAAAAAGAGAGGGUUGAAAGUGGGCGGAGUUUUCUUGGGAAUGGAUCCACAGUUGGUACUCGUGGACCCCGAAUACGUGAGGACCAUUUUGAUCAAGGACUUCAACAGCUUCGUGGACCGUGGAAUCUAUAUGACUAAAAACGAUCCAGUCACUGUAACUUUGUUUUCCCAGAAGGGCCAAGACUGGAAGAAUUCGAGGAAUAAAUUCACCAGCGUCUUCACAUCAGCAAAAAUUAAAUCAAUGUACGAUACUUUGAAAGGAUGCAGUACAAAUAUGAUAUCAACAUUGGACGAGAGCGCAGAAAGAAAUCUUGAUGUUGAUGUUUUGGAAAUUAUGGCUCGUUUCACUACUGAUGUAGUUGGGUCGGUGAUCUUUGGGGUGGAAUGCAACUGUUUCAAAAAUCCAGAUGCGGAAUUCCGAAGGAUCGGAAAACAUCUCUUCGAUGAGUUUACUUUGAUGGAUCUGUUGAAUUUGUUCGCGACGAUAUUUUUCCCCAAUAUGGCAGGGUUAUUGGGAAUUUCAAAUAUACAACCCGACGUAUCGAAGUAUUUCAGUAGAAUCAUCAGAGAGACGGUGGAGUACAGAGAAAAAAAUAAUGUGGUCAGAAAAGACUUUCUAGAUCUAUUGAUCCAAUUGAAAAACUCGGGACAACAAAUUACUGUGGAGGAUAUAAUCGGACAGUCUUUCAUAUUUUUCGCUGCUGGAUUCGAAACCUCUUCUACCACCAUCACGAUGACAUUGUUCGAGCUGGCACAGAAUCAAGAGGCCCAGGACAGAGUGAGAGAAGAAGUGAUUAACUGCUUGGAGAAAGAUAACAAUGAUCCGACAUACGAAACAAUCAUGGAAAUGAAAUACCUUGGGCUAGCUGUAGACGAAACUCUGAGAUUAUGGCCCCCGGUGACAACCCUAACAAGGGUGUGUGUGCAGGAUUACAAGUACCCAGAUGGUGACUUCAGCGUUGAAAAGGGAAGAACCGUAAUCAUCCCAGUUCUGGGACUGCAUAGAGAUCCUGACUAUUUUCCAGAUCCGUUGAAAUGGAAUCCAGACCGAUUCGCCGAUAAAAAUCAGAAAUCCGUCGCGUAUUUCCCGUUCGGAGAUGGACCUAGAAACUGUAUUGGUAUGCGAUUCGGAUUGAUGCAGGUGAAACUAGGUUUAGCAAUCCUCCUGAAGAACUACAAAGUUUUUCCAAGUCCAGCCACUGAAACACCACUGGAGAUCGAUCCAGACACCUUCGUUAUUCAUACCAAACAACGUGUAUAUUUGAAGUUUGAAAAAAUUUAGACUUGUCACUUUUGCCAAUUACGCAAGUUGUAACCAUCAUGCAGUUAUCAUUCUGGAAUGGAUGAAACUUAUCCAAAGUGUUGUAAUAUAGUUACCAGUAGG
Molecule: messenger RNA, 1607 nt
Organism: Phaedon cochleariae (mustard beetle)
Lineage: Eukaryota; Metazoa; Arthropoda; Insecta; Coleoptera; Chrysomelidae
Source: the annotation of a GenBank genome assembly